Molecule: messenger RNA, 3415 nt
Organism: Clupea harengus (Atlantic herring)
Lineage: Eukaryota; Metazoa; Chordata; Actinopteri; Clupeiformes; Clupeidae
Gene: gucy1b1
Product: guanylate cyclase 1 soluble subunit beta 1
Biological process (GO): response to oxygen levels; cGMP biosynthetic process
Cellular component (GO): guanylate cyclase complex, soluble
Molecular function (GO): heme binding; guanylate cyclase activity
Source: RefSeq, a predicted model, not a curated record
CAUUCUAUUGGACGCUUUUGUUGUCAAUCUCAUGAGAAAUAUUUUCAGGAAUGGUGGUUUCCUACAUAACAACCUCUAGUUAUAGCAAUAACAGUAUUUAGGGCUGAGAAAUAAUACCGGAGAGUUUCACGGAAAAGAGCAAUUUGUCGUUUCUAAAUCAUGUACGGUUUUGUAAACCAUGCCUUGGAACUUCUGGUCCUGAGAAAUUAUGGACCAGACGUGUGGGAAGACAUCAAGAGAGAAGCUCAGCUUGACGUUGAAGGCCAGUUCCUGGUCAGAAUAAUUUAUGAAGAUUCCAAGACCUAUGAUCUGGUUGCUGCUGCAAGCAAGGUUCUCAAGGUAGAGGCAGGUCAAAUUCUGCAAAUGUUUGGAAAAAUGUUUUUUGAGUUCUGCCAAGAAUCCGGAUAUGACACCAUCCUACGUGUGUUAGGGUCCAAUGUUCGAGAAUUCUUGCAGAAUCUAGAUGCUCUGCACGACCACCUGGGCACCAUUUAUCCGGGCAUGCGGGCGCCAUCUUUCCGAUGCACUGAUGGCGAGAAAGGGAACAACCUCGUCCUGCACUACUACUCGGAGAGAGAGGGCCUGCAGGACAUCGUCAUCGGCAUCAUCAAGACGGUCGCUCAGCAGAUCCAUGGCACAGAAAUCGAGAUGAAGGUCAUUCAGCACAAGGGGGAGGAGUGUGACCACGUCAAGUUCCUGAUCGAGGAGAAGGAGUCGGAGGAAGAGGCCUUCUACGAAGACCUCGAUGGCUUUGAGGAGAACGGCACGCAGGAGACACGGAUCAGUCCCUACACCUUCUGCAAAGCGUUUCCCUUUCACCUGAUGUUUGACAGGGACCUCACGCUCACACAGUGUGGCAACGCUAUCUUUAGAGUCCUGCCACAGCUCCAGCCCGGUGUGUGUAACCUGUCUUCAGUUUUCUCCUUGGUGCGUCCCCACAUUGACUUCGGCUUCCAUGGAAUCCUUUCCCACAUUAAUACUGUGUUCGUGCUUCGCAGCAAGGAAGGGCUGCUAAACAUGGAGACGGUAGAGAGUGACGAGCUGACGGACAUCGAGAGCAGCUGCCUCCGGCUGAAGGGCCAGAUGAUCUCCCUCCCCGAGACCGAGAACAUCCUCUUCCUCUGCUCCCCAAGUGUCAUGAACCUGGAUGACCUGACGAGGCGGGGCCUGUACCUGAGUGACAUCCCGCUGCAUGACGCCACACGGGACCUGGUGCUGCUGGGGGAGCAGUUCCGAGAGGAGUACAAGCUAACGCAGGAGCUGGAGAUCCUCACCGACCGCCUACAGCACACGCUCCGUGCCCUGGAGGAUGAGAAGAAGAAGACAGACAGACUGUUAUAUUCUGUGUUGCCACCAUCAGUGGCAAAUGAGCUGCGUCACAAGAGACCUGUGCCUGCCAAGCGUUACGACAACGUCACCAUCCUCUUCAGCGGCAUCGUGGGAUUCAACGCUUUCUGCAGCAAGCACGCUUCGGCUGAGGGAGCUAUCAAAAUUGUCAACCUGCUCAACGACUUGUACACUAGAUUUGAUAUUCUUACUGACACAAAGAGGAACCCAUAUGUCUACAAGGUGGAGACAGUGGGCGAUAAGUACAUGACAGUUAGUGGGCUCCCAGAGCCCUGCACCCACCAUGCCCAGUCCAUCUGCCACCUGGCCCUGGACAUGAUGGAGAUCGCUGGCCAGGUGAAGGUGGAUGAAGAACCUGUACAGAUAACCAUAGGGAUCCACACAGGGGAGGUGGUCACAGGGGUCAUUGGCCAGAGGAUGCCCCGCUACUGCCUGUUUGGAAACACUGUUAACCUGACGAGUCGCACUGAGACCACUGGAGAUAGGGGCAAGAUCAAUGUAUCUGAGUACACUUACAGGUGUUUGCAGUCAGCUGAAAAUGCAGAUCCCCAGUUCCAUCUGGAGUAUAGAGGGCCAAUCGCUAUGAAGGGUAAAAAGGAACCAAUGAAAGUAUGGUUCCUGUCACGGAAGACACCGGAAACAAACGUCUAGUGUCCUACAGCACCAGUCACUCCCCUUUUCAAAUGUUUGAGUUUCGUCCCUAAUUGCGCAGCCACCUCAUAUUUACCUUGCACACAAUCCAGUGAAACGAAUCAUUAAUUACAUGUUAUUAACAUAAGUCAUAUAGUGUGCAUUUUCAUGUAUGGUUUUUGUAUGAAUCCUGUUGUAUGUUGUAUUGGUUUUUUCCCCGCUUAAACAUUCACUAUAGGAGGCAGUUGGCUUAAGACACCAAAACAGAUCUUAAAAUAACAUGAUUUGUAUUUGCUCUUGGUUGACAACUCAAUAUUCUAGAGUUCACAAACUGUGAUUAUUUAUAUUAUUAUUCCUUAAGCCUUUGGAUGCCUCCUUUUAAAGUUAUCGAUUUAGACUGCUAGACAAUGGAGGCUCUCAGGCAAGGUAAGGUAACACAGUAUUGUUGGUGAUUAAAAAGAUCCAAUGUUAUUCAGCUGACAUUCACAUUUAUAUAUGUAUAAAUAUUAUCAUAAGCUUCAAAAAGUAAGAUAAGCCUUUUAAAAUGUGCUUUUGAACACAGGGCUGUAUUUAAGCAAAGCAGAACUUAUUUAUUUUUUGUAUGUAUGUACACUUUCCAAAAUGUGGACCAUAAUUGCUGUCGUAAUUUAUAGUAUUAUAUAUAUAUGAUAAUAUACGUAAUCUCACUUUGAGUUCAUAUUUAAGUAGCUCUAUUCCUAAAACAGAAAUUUGCAAUUAUCCUUUGUUUGAUUCUAAUUAUUAUAACCGUAUUCUGACAGAAGACCAAUCAUAUGAGUUUGUGCCAUCGUCAAUAGCUUGCAUACCGGUAUAUAUUUAAGUAGUAUUUUAGGUUUUAUGGUUUUAUUAAAUUUAGUUUUUAAUCUGUUUUCACGUCCUCUUUUGUUUGAAGCUCUGACCUGUAUUAUGUCAAGUUACCUUUGUGACCAGAUGAUCUUGAUGCAAGAGAGUAGGUGCAGAUCAUGUAUCUUCAACAGAGAAAUAUAGGCUCUAUUUUUCUCACACAUUUGUACCACUUCAAAGAUCACAAUUGGCAACAGCUAUCUAAGUUAUUCUUAAGUUAUUUAUGAACCAAAUGAGACUGUGGUUGUGAUUUUUCUGAAAUGUGCUCCUAUACUGUGUUGUGUUCCUGAUGGGGAAAUGUGCCAAGUGCCUCACAAAGUAUUACCUUCAGGUUCCUCUUCCUUUUUAAUGAAGUGUCUGAAAGAAUAUAGGCCUAUUUAGAUUUGAUCUGAUCUUUAGUAACAUUGCCAGGUAUGCUUUGACGUUAUUUUUAGGAGGUGCUAUAUUUUGCUUUUCACUUGCAUUUCAGAAUUGGCAAGGCAUCUUCUGAGGUAUGAGAAGUUAUGCAAGGUAUCCAUUCCCGUGUUAUGUUAGUGUGAAACAUGAAAACUAAUAAAGCAAUCGAUGGCGCUUCUUA